This is a messenger RNA of Emiliania huxleyi CCMP1516, 615 nucleotides long. RefSeq lists its product as hypothetical. The record is from RefSeq and is a predicted model, not a curated record. Bases 1 to 615 code for a protein of 204 amino acids. Lineage: Eukaryota; Haptophyta; Isochrysidales; Noelaerhabdaceae. The transcript is spliced from 5 exons.
AUGUCUACCUCCUCCAAUCGCACGGCCCUUAGUCUCAUCGGCACACCCGGUUCCUACUCAGGCGCUUCCGACGCCACUCAGGCGCUGCUAGCGGAGAGCGCGGCGCGGCACCAGCACGAUCGCCGCUUGCUGGCGGAGAGUGCGGCGCAGCAUCAUCGUGACGUGGAUCGGCUCAGGCAGCGCGGCACCAUGUACGGCGUCGAGCUGAUCUUGCUCGCGCUUGCAAAAGUAACUCGCUAUAUCGCGCUCCUGGUACUGUGGAGCGGCCGCUCCCUCGCUCGGGCGGGGAUCGCCCUCCUCGCCGUCGCCCUCGCCGCGCUCCCCGUCCAGAUGAGUGCUGACGACCUCUUUGAGAUUGCCGUGAUGGCCUUUGACCCUUUGACGCGCGUUGAGCUCGUUGAGUCAGGCCUAAGAGCAAUCGGGGUGGACAGACUCCUCGCUCCCAGGCCGUUGGCCGCCCUUGUCAGAUGCAGCACCGCAAGUGGGUUGGCUGGCGAGCUGCUGCAGGCAACGACCGUCUUUGGCUGCGCCCUGCACCAGGCCGGCUCCGCUGUCUUCAUGUCACGACGGUGCUGCGCCGAUGUCUUCCCAGCAACCCCAGAGUUUCCGUGCUGA